This is a messenger RNA of Ostrinia nubilalis (European corn borer), 900 nucleotides long. Its product is annotated as neural retina-specific leucine zipper protein-like. Bases 1 to 900 code for a protein of 299 amino acids. Gene Ontology annotation, cellular component: nucleus. NCBI's taxonomy places the organism in Eukaryota, Metazoa, Arthropoda, Insecta, Lepidoptera, Crambidae. Gene Ontology annotation, biological process: regulation of transcription by RNA polymerase II. Gene Ontology annotation, molecular function: RNA polymerase II cis-regulatory region sequence-specific DNA binding; DNA-binding transcription factor activity, RNA polymerase II-specific. The transcript has a single exon. The record is from RefSeq and is a predicted model, not a curated record.
AUGGUGGAGCACGCGCUCGUCGACUGCUCCCAGGCGAGCGCCAUGCAGACCGUCCCGCCGCCGCAGCGCGAGGCCGACGGCGACCAGCUCGCCGACGAGUAUGUGCAGAACUUCGAGCUCGACCAUCUAGAGGACCACCACCUCGUCAAGCGCGAGCCGCUGCGCAGCGGCUGGCACGAGCUCAUGGAGACCCCGCCGGCCUGCGCGCGCGCCUGCCGCCCCUGGCCCGACGCGGGGCCCUACCCGCAGCCGCACGUGGCCAUCGCCGUGGACCCCAGCACGCCGCCCGAGACGCCGCCCGCGCCCGUGGGCCGCAGCCCGUGCCGCGCCGCGCUCGUGGACGACGUGCUGUGGCUGCCGCACAUGCGGGAGCCGCUCGACAUGCGCACCGUGCCCUGCGGCAACUUCGAGGACUGGGAGCGCCGCGAGUGGCGCGAGCAGGACCACCACAUGCAGCAGGUGGCGCUGCGGCCCGCCAGCUCCUGCUCGGCCGUGUCGCCGCGCACCGGCCAGCACCAGUCCUACCCCGGCUCGUCGUGCGGCGACGACCUCAUCAGCGACGACCUCCUAAUGACUCUGAGUGUGCGUGAACUGAACAAGCGGCUGCACGGCUUCCCGCGCGAGGACGUGACGCGGCUGAAGCAGAAGCGGCGCACGCUGAAGAACCGCGGCUACGCGCAGAACUGCCGCAGCAAGCGGCUGCAGCAGCGCCAGGAGCUGGAGCUGACCAACCGCUCGCUGCAGGACGAGCUGCACGUGCUGCAGUUGCAGGUGGCGCGCGUGACGCACGAGCGCGACGUGCUGAAGCAGCGGCUGGCGCUGGUGGGGCGCGAGCACGCCGUGCCGCAGCACGCGCCGCCCACGCCGCACUCGUCGCCCGAGUUCUUCUCGGAGCUGUGA